Messenger RNA from Cornus florida, 2665 nucleotides. Its product is annotated as receptor-like protein 46. Gene Ontology annotation, cellular component: plasma membrane. The record is from RefSeq and is a predicted model, not a curated record. The transcript has a single exon. Gene Ontology annotation, molecular function: protein binding. Lineage: Eukaryota; Viridiplantae; Streptophyta; Magnoliopsida; Cornales; Cornaceae. Bases 84 to 2531 code for a protein of 815 amino acids.
UGUUGUUCAUUUUCCUUUCUGACAUUCUUAUAAGUAUUUCAAUUCUGAUUUAGCAAAUCAAAGAAAGAACAGAACUGCCCAAAAUGGCCAAAUCAGAACAUAUACUUGUGUUGUACUUCUUCUACUUCAUAUUCAAUUUUUGUUGUAGCCCUUCACUUUGUUGUCCACGAGAUCAGAAAGAAGCUCUCCUCCAAUUCAAAUCCUUACUUGUUGGUGAUUCGUUGAGAAACGAUCCCAUGAACACAACGGUCACUGGAUUGGAUUCAUGGAAUUCCAGUUCAGAUUGUUGUCAAUGGGACCUGGUCAUUUGCCACCACAGCUCAUCUUCACCACAGGUGACCGGUCUUAAUCUCUACUAUGUCAUUCCUUUACUACCCUUGAUGACUGCUGUGACUUCAGAUGUCUUGACACCCAUUUUUCGCAUAAGAAGUCUCAUGUUACUUGACAUUUCCUCCAAUUCAAUACAAGGUCAAAUACCUGGAAUUGGUUUUGCCAAUUUGUCCAAACUAGUCCAUCUUGACCUGAGGAUGAAUAACUUCAGCGGUUCAAUUCCUCCUCAGUUGUUUAGUUUGAGGUACCUCCAAUACCUUGAUCUAAGCAGCAACUCGAUUCAAGGGAUGCUGAGUGGUGAGCUUGGUAACCUCAGGAAUUUGCAGCUGUUGAACAUGGAAGAAAACUUUCUCCAAGGAAAUAUACCUAUGGAGAUUGGAAACUUAACUGUGUUACAGAAAUUGUCACUUCGUCAAAACAAAUUCUCUGGUAGGAUUCCAGUGUCCGUGUUAAAUUUGAGGGAGCUGCAAAUGUUAGAUCUGCGAAAUAAUUCUCUAUCAAUGGAGAUACCAGCCAAUAUUGGGGACUUGUUGAAUAUGUCAACUUUGGCAUUAAGCAAGAACAACUUGAGUGGUGGAAUCCCAUCAUCAAUUCAAAAGAUGGGUAAGUUGGAGACACUUCGACUGGACAGCAAUUUUCUCUCCGGUGAAAUCCCAGCAUGGUUGUUCAGCCUCAAGGGGAUGAAAAUUUUGCACCUCGGAAGAAACAGACUCACCUGGAAUAACAACACCACGGUAGUUCCAGAGUGUGUGUUAUCUGAGCUGUCUCUUAGAUCUUGUGGUCUUUCAGGGCAUAUUCCCAUCUGGCUUUCCAAUCAAACAAGUCUUAAUUUCUUGGACUUGAGUGAAAAUGAACUCGAAGGAAACUUUCCACAAUGGCUGGCUGAACUGGAUGUUGGAAGUAUAAUUUUAUCAGAUAACAAGCUUACGGGUUCUCUGCCCCCUCGUUUAUUCCAAACUCGAAGUUUAUCUGUCCUUGCUCUGUCAAGAAACAACUUCUCCGGGGAAUUGCCAGAAAACAUUGGUGAAGCUACUGCAUUGAUGAUACUCAUGUUGUCCAGUAACAAUUUUUCUGGGCCUGUGCCACUUUCCCUCUCAAAUAUCUAUCGGUUGCUAUGGCUAGACUUGUCGUCAAAUAGCUUUUCUGGAAGCACUUUCCCAGUUUUCGACCCAGCGGCCCUUGUUGCUUACAUUGAUUAUUCCUCUAACAAAUUGUCAGGUGAGGUUCCUUCAACUUUUGGGAUAGGCUUAAUAAUGUUGUCACUGAGUCAAAAUGAGUUUUCUGGUCACUUGCCUUUUAACCUGUCCAAUUUGAGCCAGCUUGCACACCUUGAUCUCUAUGACAAUAAAAUCACAGGAGAAUUCCCAUCAUUUCUCUCCCAACUAUCUUCUCUUCAAGUCCUUAGUCUUCGGAACAAUUUGCUUGAGGGGUCGAUCCCCGAUGAUCUGUCGAAUCUGAGUAGUCUUCGGAUCCUAGACCUCUCCAACAACAACCUUACUGGAAAUAUUCCUUCAAGCUUUGGAAACCUGAGGGGAAUGGUUGAUAUUCCCUAUAUCCCCACUCUCUCUGACUUGGUUACCUUCCCAAUUGAAUUACAGGACUUGUUAGUCAACUGGAAGAAUUCAAAGCAAGGUUUAUCCGGCAACAACCUUGGUAUUUACUCUCUAUUAGACCUCUCAGACAACCAAUUAUCAGGUGAAAUUCCUGAUUCAUUAGGUGGUCUUAGAAGCCUUAAGUUACUCAAUGUGUCCUUUAACUCACUCUCAGGAAAAAUUCCUACAAGUUUUGGCGAUUUGGAGAGUGUAGAGACCUUGGAUUUGUCACACAAUAAGCUUUCAGGUGAAAUACCUCAAACUUUCGCAAAACUCUUAGAAUUGAGCACGUUAGACUUGAGCAACAACAACCUUGUCGGUCCCAUUCCAGAAGGUCCUCAAAUGGACAGCCUAAUUGAUCCAAACUAUUAUGCGAACAACAGUGGACUAUGUGGAAUGCAAAUCCAGGUUCCUUGUCAGGACGUGCCGCCACCACAAGAGGGAGAGGAGAAUGAGAGCAAGGAAACAUGGUUUUCAUGGGAAUAUGCAGGUUUUGGGUAUCCAGUUGGGUUGUUUUCAGCAGUUGGAGUGGCCUAUGCCAUUGGCUACUUUGACAACACCACACUGCGACGUCGCCGGCCUCCUAUUAGGUUUAGGAUUAGGGAAUGAAUUUUCUGAGGUUUCAAAACCUGUUCAGGACAUCUAAUUAUGAAAGUCUAAAUAAUUAGUCCUCUCGUAAACAUCCACAGGAUAAUGUUUUGCAUCAUAAGCCUGAGGCCUCGUGUUUAAGAUAUAUAGUUUAA